Phoenix dactylifera (date palm) is the source of this 1155-nucleotide messenger RNA. The record is from RefSeq and is a predicted model, not a curated record. Lineage: Eukaryota; Viridiplantae; Streptophyta; Magnoliopsida; Arecales; Arecaceae.
CUUUAUGGUUUUAUAUUUCGCAUUAUGACUGUGAUUAAUGUGAUAAUCCGAGAUUCUCUUGAUGUAUUUUCAUAUUCGAAAUUAUAACAUUACUUCCGCUACUUGCCCUAUCCUUAACCAACUCUUCGCAUCUCCUCUCUUGAUGAUUUUUUCCCCGGAUUAUGGCUGUCACCAUUCUCAUCCAAUUUCUUCGACCACCCCUUGCAAUUAUUCCCUCUUCCUCCCUUCUUUGACGUCUCCUCACCAGCACUUCAUCUUUCUUUUGUCUGUGCUCUACCUCAACCAUCGAUCAAUAAAACGAGCAUGCCAUCUUUCUAACCACAGCAUCGUAUCACUGAUCUUUCUUUCAGGAGGAUAGCAUGCAAUGUCAGUGUUCGAAGAAAUGCCUAACUAACUCUAUUUGUUGUUACUAGCUUGUAUUCAUAUGAAAGUUUUAGAUUUUAGUGGUUACUGACUAAUGCCACUUUGGACCGUUGCUUGUAUCCGGAUUCAGUAACAAUUUGCUAGAAGUAGGAUAUUGUCUUAUGUCAUUAGUUGACCUUGCAUCUUUUCUCUAUCCUUUUCAUGGUGCUUGACUGAGAGCUGUAAAGCUAACUUGGUUAGAAAUUAGGAUUGGUUUGCUUCUAUGAUCUUUGGGUCAGUGAAGUGCUUGAAAUUUACUUUGUUAAUAGCAUGCCACAAAAUGCUAGCCAUUCAUAAGAAGAGAAACUCUCUCUUUCACACCCCGGAAGCUCUUGGAAUCAUCCAUCUUCUCCGUCAAGGUGAGAGGAAGCUUAAAUGGUCAGCCGGCAGGCCAGAAGGCACAAACGGGUCCAGACCAUCUUGCCACUGCACACGAGCUAUCCUUCAUGCUCCAUCUCGUGCUGUUUUCAGGUAUUGUGUUUUCAAGGUUUAUAACCUCAAUGAACAUCUAUUCUCGUUUGGAUUCCGUUAUGCCAGAUUUCUAUGGGUUUGGUUCACAGUGGGAGCUGCCUUCAGUUUGAUGGCUCUACUUGGAGUUUCAGUAGUUAGAGAUGGUUUUUUAUUUGUUGCAUACUACAUGUACCAUUGAAACCUUCUAUCUACUAGGCCUUUAAUUAUAUAUUCUCCACAAAUCUAAGAGUCAACAUACUUCUGUACAUAAACAGAGUUAAUGAAUAAAUCAACUUCCAACAA